CAGCAAGGCUAGGACUGAUGGAGUUCUUUGAUAUCCUCAAGGGAGAAUCGAAUGCCAGCUCGCGCAUCACCACCAUAACCAUAUUCAGUUCCCUCCUCCUGAGCUAUGUCGUCUGCGUGGGGAUCUACCGGCUCUAUUUCAGUCCCAUCGCCAAGUUCCCGGGGCCCAAGCUGGCCGCCCUGACGGGGCUCUACGAGGCGUACUUCGAUCUGAUCCCCAAAGGGGGCGGACAAUUCCCCUUCGAGAUCAAGCGCAUGCAUGCGAAGUAUGGCCCGAUUGUGCGCAUCAAUCCGGAAGAGCUGCACAUCGACGACCCGGAGUUCUACGAUACUCUCUACCCGACCAGCAAGCCCUACGACAAACUGCAGCGGCUGGAGAACCGGUUUGGGAUCCCCGGGGCGACCUUCAGCACGGCGCGCCAUGACGUGCACAAGAUCCGCCGCGCCGCCAUCAGCCCUUUCUUCGCCAAAGCCAAGGUGCGCGAGCAGACGGGGGACAUCCAGGCGCUGAUGGACACCAUCUCCCGCCGGCUGACAACUGAGUACGCCGGCACCGGGCGCGUGCUGAACCUGCACGACGUCUGGCGCUGCUUCGCGGCCGACAACAUCAUGGACCUGAUGUUUGGCUCCCCGCUGAACCUCCAUCUCGCCCCGGAAUUCCGCGCGCCCUUCACGGGGGCGAUCACGCGAGUCACCAAUUGGUCGCAUGUCACUCGCUAUCUGCCCAUCUUGGGCGCCGUCACCGACACGCUGCCGCCGUGGUUGGCCAAGCGUCUGUUUCCGCCCUUCGAGCCGAUCAUUGCAUAUCGCGAGGAAAUGUCGCGGCAGACGGCCACCAUCCUGGCCAGCCACCACGCACACGGGGCCCGAUUAGGGCAGACGGGGCACGCGACGGUCUUCCACGAGAUGCUGGCCUCCAGCCUGCCCCCCGAGGAACUGACCCACAAGCGCAUGCAGCACGAGUCCGAGUCCCUGAUUGGGGCCGGACUCGAGACCACCGCCUGGACCCUGGCCCUGGGCAGCUUCUACAUCCUGCACAAUCCCCAGAUCUACGCCCAGCUGCAAGACGAGCUGUACACCGCCAUCCCCGAUGCCGCCCAGAUUCCCCCCUGGGCGACGUUGGAGACCUUGCCCUACCUGACGGCGGUCAUCCGCGAGACCCUACGCAUGGGCAUGGGCGUCAUCGAACGCCUCGUGCGCAUCAACCGCAACCCCUCGCAGCCAUGGGUCUACCACAACACCGCCAUCCCCGUCAACGUCGCCGUCAGCAUGGACCAGUACCAUAUGCUGAUGAACGAGCGCGUCUUCCCCAACCCGACCACCUUCCAACCCGAGCGCUGGCUCCACGACCCCCGGGGCCCCGACGGGAUCCACCCGCUCACCCACUACCUGACCGUCUUCGGCCGGGGCACCCGCAUGUGUCUGGGGCUGAACCUGGCCUACUCCGAGCUGUACAUUGGAUUCGCGACGCUGAUCCGCCGCCAUCGGCUGCGGUUGGUGGGCACGACCGUCCGCGACGUGGCGUUCUACGCCGAGAAUACCAUUCUGUCGCCGUGGCCGGGGACGAAGGGGGUCAGGGUGCUGGUGGAGAGUUCUGGGGAUUAGUUGGAACUAGGGCCUGUGUUGGCUAGAACUCUCUUCUGUUUUCUGAGAAAGGUAGCACUAGCCAGUGUAGCCACG
Messenger RNA from Aspergillus uvarum CBS 121591, 1679 nucleotides. RefSeq names its product cytochrome P450. The record is from RefSeq and is a predicted model, not a curated record. NCBI's taxonomy places the organism in Eukaryota, Fungi, Ascomycota, Eurotiomycetes, Eurotiales, Aspergillaceae. Gene Ontology annotation, molecular function: oxidoreductase activity, acting on paired donors, with incorporation or reduction of molecular oxygen; monooxygenase activity; heme binding. The transcript is spliced from 2 exons. Bases 18 to 1604 code for a protein of 528 amino acids.